CUGACAGCAGUGACAGCCUGACAGGCGCAUCUUUUGAGGGCGGUGCACUUGGUAAGUUAGUUACUGUGUAAGUUGGUAGUCAAGAUGCUAGCAUGUCGGAUUCUUCAACAGUUCCUGAUCCAUGCCAGUGGUGGGAUGGUGUAGUUACUAUACUCUGUUAUACUCGCCAGCGGGGCAUGUUGCAACGCGGAGGCUGUUGCCUAGGCCUGGAGGGGAUAGCCGGGGGCGAGUCGUCCUGCUUGCGAACUAUUUAUUAGUUAUAUAAUUAGUAACUCCCUGCCGCCUGGCCGGGGGAUUUUUUUGUGAAAAUUAUGAAGACACUUCAUGGAUGAGAUAUCCGGCCAAGACACAACAUUGUAUUGUCGUGAAUUCGCAACAUGAUCAAUGUACAUAACAAUUGAUAUAACUAUACGGCUGGGUGACUGAGUCUAGAGAUUCGCUUCUGCCUUGAAAGCUGGAGGCCGACUCAAGAGUGCCAUAGUUAGCCAUGAGGUUCGCGCGCCAGGUAUGGACGCUGACGGUGAAGAACCUCUUGCUCACUCUCGUGCGGCCUUACUUGACGACACCAUUGCGGGCUUUCUUGUUACCCGUGAUUUUCAUAGCAUUUCUGUCCUAUGCUCGUAACCUCUUCGUCCCCCCUGCUGUGUAUGGCAUUGGCGAUGCAACUCCAGUCCGUUCUAUCCCCGAAGCCCUCAGCGGCGUCUCUGGUGGUAGGAAUAAAGUUGUUUUCGUAAAUAAUGGCUUGACCGGUGGCGAUAUAGAGCGUGUGAUACUGCGGGUAGCCUCACCCUUCAGAGAAAGCGGGAGGAUCGUCGAAAUUUUAUCUUCGCCCGACAACCUAUCAGAUUCGUGUCGGAGCACUCUGCGGGGAACAAGUCCGUGUAUCGUCGCUGCUGUUUUUUAUUCGUCGCCCAACGAAGGACCGGGCGAGCGAUGGAACUAUACAAUCAAAGCCGACGGUUCUUUGGGAGGUUUCAAAAUCCGUACGGACAGGACGGACAAUGACGCGGAGAUAUACGUUCUUCCUUUUCAACAUGCAAUGGACGCGGCGAUUGCGUCUCUCAACGAUACAGUAAAGGAUUCUGUGCUCGACCAAGAGAUAAUGGAAUACCCGUUUACCUCGAAAACGGCCGACGAACGAGCAGAUGAGAUCCGAGUAAGGUAUACAGGGUCUAUCAUGAACUUCCUUGGCGUUGCCAUUUUCAUCGGUAUGGUUGGUGUCACCUACCAACUGACCGGCUUAGUCGCCGCUGAACGCGAGUUGGGCAUGAGUCAACUUAUCGAUUGUAUGAUUCCAAGUCGUUCUCCGUGGAUACCUCAGGCGGUGCGAUUUCUCUCAGCUCAUCUUGCUCUUGACAUGAUUUACGCCCCGGGCUGGAUUGUCAUGGCUAUAAUCCUAAACUUCGGAGUCUAUAGCAAGUCGUCUCAUGCCAUUUUGAUCAUAUACCAUCUCCUUGCUGGCUUGGCCCUCUCAUCUUUCUCCCUGUUCGGGGCGUCUUUUUUCAAACGGGCUCAGCUCAGUGGCAUUACGGCUGUGAUAGUCUGUCUUUUGCUUGGUGUUAUCGCCCAAGUAAUUGGCCCCGAGUCCAACGCGGGCGUUGGGAUUCUCACUUUCCUCUUCCCACCUAUGAAUUAUGUUUACUUUAUCAUUUUAAUGGCACGAUGGGAGCGCCAGAACCUGCCAACUAAUCUCGUCAAAGCCGCGCCUGAGUCUCCUUGGACAAUUCCCGGUAUCGCCCUUUGCGUAUUUCUAAUAGUCCAGAUUGUGGUGUAUCCAGUCUUAGCUGGUGUGAUGGAACGCCUGCUCUACGGUACCCAAUCCAGGGGCAGAACCAUCACGAAAUCUGGUACCACCUCUGCUGCUGUAUCCUUAACCAACUUUACCAAGAUAUAUCCUGUGAACUGGUUGUAUAGGAAUAUCGGGCUUUUUUUUGGCAGUCGUCGGCAACCAGUUGUGGCUGUCAAUAACCUUACCCUGAAUGUCACAAAGGGUGAGAUAAUGGUUCUGCUGGGUGCGAAUGGCAGCGGCAAAUCUACAACGUUAGAUGCAAUCUCUGGGCUCUCCAAAGUAACGUCCGGGGAGGUCACAGUCAACUAUUCAGAUGGAGAGGGUGGAUUUGGAUUAUGUCCGCAGAAGAAUGUUCUCUGGGAUCGACUCACGGUUAUGGAGCACAUAAAGGUGUUUAAUAAGCUCAAAGCUGAGGGGACUGUGGAUACAAAUGAGCAUUUAACCCAGCUGAUCGAGGCCUGCGACUUGGGGAAAAAGGUCAAUGCGUGGUCUAGAUCACUUUCCGGAGGACAAAAGCGAAAACUGCAGUUGGCUAUGAUGUUCACUGGCGGUUCGUCAAUAUGCUGCGUUGAUGAAGUGUCUUCCGGCCUAGAUCCAAUCUCUCGAAGGAGAAUCUGGGAUAUUCUACUCGCAGAACGGGGUAAACGAACAAUUGUGUUAACAACACACUUCUUGGACGAGGCUGAUCUCCUAGCUGAUCACAUUGGGAUCUUAUCAAAAGGAGUAUUAAAAGCUCAAGGCUCGAGCGUUGAACUGAAGCAUAACCUCGGCUCUGGGUAUCGGAUUCACGUUUACAAUGUCCCUGGAUCUGAGAGUGCGGCAAUCCCACAGUUUCAUGGUAUUCCGCGCGAAGACAAUUAUGACGAAACCGUCUACAACGUUCCCGAUUCUGCGCAAGCGGCGGCAUUUGUCUCUCGUUUAGAAGAGCUCGGUAUCACAGAGUACCGUGUCAGCGGCCCAACCAUUGAGGAUGUGUUCCUGAAAGUGGCAGAGGAGAUGGGUCGAUCAUAUGUGCAUGGCGAUGACGAACCCAAAGAAGGCAAAACUGAAUACCAGGCACCCGACUUGCUUACUGGUGGCCAGAUAGGCAUGGCACGUCAAGCCUGGAUUCUGUUUUGCAAGAGAGCAAUAAUUCUGCGUCGGAAUUGGCUUCCUUAUACUGCAGCCUUCCUUAUACCCGUGAUUGCAGCUAGCCUUGUCACGCUCUCCCUCAAGGGCUCUAAGCGACCAGGAUGUAUGGGGCCAGAGACGGUGCUUCAAGGUGAUAUCAAGUCGAUACUAUCGCAGCUUAACCUCAAUUUGGUUGUUGGACCGUCGAACAAGUUCUCCUCACUCUCACUAGCUCCCAGUGAAGGCGGACCUGGUGGCCUGGAUCUUUCAUAUUUGCAUAACAGAACCCAUUUUGUCAACACCCUCCCAGAGUUCAAUAAUUACAUCGAUACGAAUUUCCGCAAUGUCACGCCAGGCGGUUUUUUCCUUGGGGAUGAUUCUUCGCCCCCUACUUUUGCUUGGAGGGGUGACGGUGACGUCUCAUUUGCGGUGAUCAUACAAAAUUCAAUGGAUAGUCUGCUGACAGGCAUACAAAUCGAUACUCAAUACCAAAGAUUUGAAAUCCCCUGGGCAAACAACUCGGCAGACUCCCUAAUACUAAUCACCUACUUUGGUCUGGCCUUGGCUGCCUACCCGGCUUUCUUCUCACUUUAUAUGACUAUAGAACGGUUGCGCAACAUUCGAGCCUUGCACUAUAGCAAUGGCGUUCGGAGUCUUCCGCUUUGGCUAGCAUAUGUCUCUUUCGAUUUUUUAAUCGUCAUAGCUAGCACUGUUUUAACCAUCGUGAUUUGCGUUGCUGUGUCAAGGGAGUGGUACCAUAUUGGGUAUUUAUUUGUUGUCCUGUUCCUCUAUGGUUUGGCAUCGACGUUACUUGCGUAUGUCAUAUCGAGUUUUGCAAAAUCUCAGCUCGCCGCAUUUGCCUUUGCGGCCGGCGGACAAGCGGUUGGCUUCUUGCUUUAUCUUAUCGCGUACUUGUCAGUUCUGACUUACAUCCCGUUUGACAAGAUCGACCGCGUGCUCAACGUUGUGCACUUCGUCAUCGCUGCCUUUGUGCCCAUUGGCAAUGUAGUUCGAGCUUUGUUUGUGUCUCUCAACCUUUUCUCCAUCCUGUGUCGGGAUAAAGAGGUUGCUACGUAUCCUGGGGAAAUCACCCUCUAUGGUGGGCCUAUAUUAUACCUUUCUCUACAAUCGUUGCUUCUGUUUGGUGUAUUGCUGUGGCAGGACAGCGGCCCACUACUCAAAAGGUUUAGAAAAGAUGUCAAAGGAGAAGAUCCCGAGAUUGAUGUCGCCAACGACGGAGAUCUUGGCAAUGAACUUGCUCGGAUGUCCGCCUUCAAUGAUGGCCUCAAAGUGGUACAUCUAACUAAAUCAUUUGGACAGUUCGUGGCUGUUCAGGACAUUACUUUUGGCGUUGCCCGUGGUGAAGUAUUCGCGCUUCUUGGACCCAAUGGUGCCGGAAAAUCCACCACCAUUACACUUAUCAGAGGAGACAUCCAACCAUCGCGAAAUGGCGGUGAAAUCUUCGUCGAGAAUAUCCCGGUUUCCAAACAACGCGCCGCCGCACGCGCCCAUCUGGGAGUAUGCCCUCAAUUUGACGCCAUAGAUCAGAUGACCGUCCUCGAGCAUCUGAGAUUUUAUGCCCGUAUCCGUGGCGUCCCUGACGUCGAACAUAACGUCAGAGAGGUCAUCCGUGCUGUUGGCCUUACGCCCUAUGGCGAUCGAAUGGCUUCCAACCUAUCUGGCGGUAAUAAACGAAAACUGUCACUGGGGAUUGCAUUGAUGGGCAACCCAACAGUUUUACUGCUUGAUGAGCCCUCAUCCGGAAUGGAUGCAGCCUCCAAGCGUGUUAUGUGGAGAACACUUGCGUCCAUCGUUCCCGGGCGCUCAUUGGUCUUGACAACACACUCAAUGGAGGAGGCAGACGCUCUCGCUAAUCGGGCCGGUAUCAUGGCUAAAACGAUGCUUGCUCUCGGCACCACAGACGACCUCCGCCGCCGCCAUGGUAACGUUUACUAUGUACAUAUCGUGCACAAAUCCGCGCCUCACACUCCAGAAGCCGAUAUGGAGCGAAUGCGCAAUUGGGUUUCGACCACCCUUCCUAGUGCAUCGAUCGAGCAAAAGACCUACCACGGCCAACUACGGUUUAGCGUCCCUGGCUUAUCAUCUGUGGCCACGCGGGGUUCGGAUUCAAAGAACUGGAUCUCGUCUCAGAACAAUGCUGAUCACCAAAUCUCGUACAAUUUUGGCGAGAAGGGUCCUGCCGACACUGCUGCGUCCUUCUCGCCACCAAAUCCAUCUUCCCCUGGCCUACUUGCUGCUACUGGCGCUGGCAUCAAUGUUAGCAAGCUCUUCACCCUUCUUGAGCGCAACAAGGAUACGCUUGGCUUCGAGUACUAUUCUGUCAGCCAAACGACCCUUGACCAGGUCUUCCUAUCUAUCGUUGGCAAACACAAUAUUGCGGAAGAAGGCGAGUAAAAAUAGGUGGUGGUGUGGGAUGUGCAUGAGCGAUUCUUUCAUUGCUUGCCUCACCUUUUCUUUAUCUAAACUAUAUAUAUAUAUAUAUAUAAAAUGUUCCUUUACGAAAUGGAUCACACCAUGACCUAGAUCACUUUGUACCAAUACACUAAUUUUAGUUGUUAACUAUGAGAGAGUAGUCAAAGGCGAACAAGUCGAACACGGCAAGGUACCUUCUCAUACUAAAUUCGCGCAGUGGCACAGUACAAAGUGAUCCAGCUCGUGGUGUGAUCCAUUUCGUCGCGGGAUAUUUUAUAUAUGUCCAACUUCUCAUGGCUGUCUAUAUCUUCCACGCCGUAUUCCUUGUAUAUAAUCUACUUCUUUGCAUAUCCUGUGGUUCCCAUCCAAAACCCGCACAUAACACUACCACUCCUUUCCUAACUUCUUUUCUUCUUUCUUCUUUUAUCUUUAUCUAUUUAUUUUCUUUUUUGCCUAUUGCCACCUUUUCCCUCCGUGUUAGAAUUCAAUAUCAGUAUCAGGAUUUUCUUCUGCUCCUAUGAACCAAACGUAUCGUAUCAUUUUUCAUUAUUAUGCAGUGUGCGAUCAGAAAAGCUGAAGGAUUUUGGCUGUCAGAGUGUCACAAGAUUCAGGAGGCUGACUGCUCAAAGGCAACAAACAUCCUUUUCCAUAACUAGGGGGAAUCGGCAGAGAAAAGC
This is a messenger RNA of Blastomyces gilchristii SLH14081, 6009 nucleotides long. RefSeq names its product ATPase. Gene Ontology annotation, cellular component: membrane; intracellular membrane-bounded organelle. Gene Ontology annotation, molecular function: ABC-type transporter activity; lipid carrier activity; ATP hydrolysis activity. The transcript is spliced from 5 exons. NCBI's taxonomy places the organism in Eukaryota, Fungi, Ascomycota, Eurotiomycetes, Onygenales, Ajellomycetaceae. Gene Ontology annotation, biological process: transmembrane transport; lipid transport. The coding region runs from base 488 to 5314 and encodes 1608 amino acids. The record is from RefSeq and is a predicted model, not a curated record.